Dacryopinax primogenitus is the source of this 948-nucleotide messenger RNA. RefSeq lists its product as uncharacterized. The transcript has a single exon. The coding region runs from base 1 to 948 and encodes 315 amino acids. The record is from RefSeq and is a predicted model, not a curated record. Lineage: Eukaryota; Fungi; Basidiomycota; Dacrymycetes; Dacrymycetales; Dacrymycetaceae. Gene Ontology annotation, molecular function: metal ion binding; ATP binding.
AUGAAGUUGCUCGUAUCUCUGGGUAUGCCUUACCCUCAAUCGUACACAGUCACAUCAGUGGAUCAAGCGAUCGCUAUCAUUUCCUCUCAUCCGGUGUCGCGUCCUCUAAUUCUCAAGGCGAGCGUGGCACUGGACGACAUCGGUCGCACCGAUUGGACGUUUUAUCCCAUACAAGGCGACCAUUCCUGCACCCUUACCCGCAAGAAGCUCAACAACUUGCCUAUUCCGAUAAGCGAACACGAGCCAUUUCUUCUACAGGAGUUCAUCCGCGGAGCCGAAUACUGUACUCACGCUCUCGUUGUCGAGAACCAGCUCCGGGCGUUCGUCUGUUGUCCAUCAAGCAACAUGGUUAUGCGCUAUCUGGCCGCCGAAGAAAACAUCAGCAAGAAAGCAGAAGAAUGGACUACCGAUUUUCUUGCUGCGUACUCCAAGGAGCGCCCCGAAGCUCCAUUCACUGGGCACCUCUCGAUGGACUUCAUCCACAGGAAGGAAGAUGACAGUCUCUACCCCAUCGAAUGCAACCCACGUGUUCAUACUGCCGUAUCGCUGCUCGCACAAGACACAGCUCUUGUAGACGCCUAUCUUUCUGUCUUGCCGAGCUGCGAUCAAGAAAGGUCGGACUACCAACAACCUAUGGUGCACACACAGCCAGACACAAGUCCACUCUCCUGGCACGGGCAUAUGUGGUUCACUGUAUUCUUACCCUACUUGUUUCCCAUCCUGACCCGGAUUGGCCUGCAUCCAACCUUCGAUUAUAUUGUUACUGACGAGGAGGCGAAAAGCCAGCUCCCCUACACGGAUGCGACCUGGGAUCCGGAUGAUCCUUGGCCGUUCUUUGCUCUGUACCAUGUGCAAUGGCCGUGGUACUUAGCCAGGUUUUUGGUCAUGAGACGACAUAAGAGGUGGAACAGGUUUAAUGUUAGUACAGGGACGAUGUUUGAGUGCUAA